Thlaspi arvense is the source of this 3042-nucleotide messenger RNA. The record is from the annotation of a GenBank genome assembly. Lineage: Eukaryota; Viridiplantae; Streptophyta; Magnoliopsida; Brassicales; Brassicaceae.
AUGAGAAUGGAGUUUCCUGGCAGCUCCAAUCAGCAGUUAGGUAGAGAUAGGUUCAAUGGGGAAACCGGUUGUGGUAAUAACACGCGUGACGACAAUAUCUGCUCUCAGACAGGAGAGGAGUUUUCAAACGAGUUUUUGAGGGAUUUUGGUGCUCAACGAAGAGCACAGGUCGUUAACAGGAAUCUUGAGGCCAAUCAUAAUAACCGACAUCUUGUCUAUGAAGACUUCAACAGAAUCCUUGGUCUUCAAAGAGUUGAUUCCAACAUGUCAGAAGGUAUGAAUCCCUCCAACGGAUACUUAUCUGAAGCAAAUUCUGCCAACUCACCUCGGAUGACUGCAGCCUCAGAUGUUUAUCUGCCGGAAAUAUUGAAGCUUCUUUGUAGUUUCGGGGGAAGGAUCUUACAGCGACCUGGUGAUGGGAAGCUUAGGUACAUUGGAGGCGAGACUCGGAUCAUCUCAAUACGUAAACAUGUUGGAUUGAACGAACUGAUGCACAAGACCUACGCUUUGUGCAACCAUCCGCACACAAUCAAGUAUCAGUUACCAGGAGAAGAUCUCGACGCACUAAUAUCUGUUUGCUCAGAUGAGGAUCUUCUUCAUAUGAUCGAAGAGUAUCAAGAAGCUGAAACAAAGGCUGGAUCUCAGAGGAUAAGGGUCUUUCUUCUAUCUUCAACAGGAUCAUCAGAGAGUCCUAAAAUAUUCAAUGAAAGGAAUAUGAACAUAAACCGAAACGCACACCAGCAGACGGAUAUCGACCAUUACCAUUACGUUUCAGCUCUGAAUGGUGUUGUGGACGUGAGUCCUCAAAAGAGUUCCAGCGGGCAAAGCGGGACAAGUCAAACAACGCAGUUUGGGAAUGCUUCAGAGUUUAGCCCUACCUUUCAUCUUCGAGACUCGCCUACUUCUGUUCACACAUGGGAAAACAAAGACUGCAACAGUCCAACCUUCAUGAAUCCAUACGCGAACGCGAACGCUGUUCAUUUCAUGCCGAAAAUGCAGAUGCCGAGUAACUCAUUUGGCCCACAAUCUCCUCCGUCAUCUCCCUUUUCUGUUCACAAGAGAGCUAAUACCGACCUUCCUUACAUGGUCGAUCAAAAUGGUUUCUUGGACAACAGCAGUCGCCCUUACAUGGUUGCUCCAAACUUCCCGCAGCAACACAGGUUCUUGUUUGAGACUACUACACAAACGCAGAAGCAUCCAAACAUGAAUCUCCAUGACCGGAGGCCAAGCGACGAUAUCUACCCACAUGGUCAAGCGUAUUCCGGGCCCGAGAAAGUGACGCUUAAGAAAAACGCUCUUUCUGAUCCACAGCUGCAUGAUGAGAGCCAAAUCAACAAUGGGUUAGAAGCAUUUACCAGACAACCAUGGAAGAUACUGAGAAAUAAAUUGCAUGUUGUGGCUAUGUCAAAGUGGGACGAUAGGGACGAUAUCUAUUUCAAGAAGAAUCCAGAAGGCAGCAGGAGUAAGGAGCUCGAGCUCAACGCAGAAGUUGCUAAUAGUCCUGGUUCUUUUGAUCAGGCAUCGAAGAAACACGGUGGUAGCAACAAUACUAGUUAUUUCAGUCCGAAUUAUCAACCAGCUGCUCAGAUUACAUCAAGUGAUUCACAAGAUUCAGGAAGCUCAGUAUUCUCUCUAUCAGUCAACACCAUCGAGAAUCAUCAUGAUGGUUCGAGGAACAGAUCAAAUGGUUUCCAGCAAGACGUAUCACUAGAUAUUCUCAUCAGAGGCGACACUUCACUUACAGAUCAACUGUGUAAUACAACCAAGUCAAGUGAUCAAGAAGAUUACUCUUCAUCCAACAACAAUCUCCCAGUGGAAUUUCUGAUACAGGAGCCUAUGAUUCCGAGAUGUGAUUUGGAGACAAAUAAUGAUGAUUCAGAAAUUCAGAAUUCUCUUCCUAAAGAAGAGAGUUUUCACUAUUGCGGAAUGCCACUUAGGAAAGUGGGAAGUAGAGAUGCUGCUUUCAUGCACACACAGGAUUCGGAUGAUUUCUUCAGACACAAUCUGCUUGCUCCACAGUUGAUGGUUGAGGAUGUUACGAACGAUGAAAACUCAGAUGAUCUCUUGUCAGCUACUAUUGUCCCUCAUGUACAUAAUGAGUCAGAUGAUGAUCACAGAUCUUACACAAGGGAGGAAGAGAUUACAAAUGCUGGUCAUGAAUCAGCAACGGAGGAAAAGAACAAGAAAAGCAGAAACACUGAUGAAUCAUUCAGCGAAGCAUCCAUGGUUGAGAUAGAAGCUGGAAUCUAUGGCUUACAGAUAAUAAAAAACACUGAUCUUGAAGACUUACACGAGCUAGGAUCGGGUACGUUUGGAACUGUUUACUAUGGGAAGUGGAGAGGAACAGAUGUUGCUAUCAAGAGGAUAAAGAAUAGCUGUUUCUCUGGUGGAUCAUCUGAGCAAGCACGACAGACGAAAGAUUUCUGGAGAGAAGCUCGGAUAUUGGCGAAUCUACACCAUCCAAAUGUGGUGGCCUUUUAUGGAGUUGUACCAGAUGGACCUGGUGGAACAAUGGCAACAGUUACAGAGUAUAUGGUGAACGGAUCUUUGAGACAUGUCCUGCAGAGAAAAGACAGAUCGCUUGAUAGGCGCAAAAGGAUGAUGAUAACUCUAGAUGCUGCAUUUGGGAUGGAGUAUUUACAUAUGAAGAAUAUUGUUGGUGAUUUUGGAUUGUCGAGGAUAAAACGAAACACGCUUGUGUCUGGUGGAGUAAGAGGAACACUUCCAUGGAUGGCACCAGAGCUGCUAAAUGGGAGCAGCAAUCGCGUCUCAGAGAAAGUUGAUGUUUUCUCAUUUGGUAUCACGAUGUGGGAGAUUUUGACAGGCGAAGAACCCUAUGCGAAUCUGCAUUGCGGUGCCAUCAUCGGUGGAAUUGUGAACAAUACGUUGAGACCUCCGGUACCAGAAAGGUGUGAAGCAGAGUGGAGGAAGUUGAUGGAGCAAUGUUGGUCGUUCGAUCCCGGAGUACGACCAUCGUUCACGGAGAUUGUUGAUCGGCUCCGGUCCAUGACUGUUGCCUUGCAACCCAAACGACGAACCUGA